UCAGAAGGCAUUUUCUCUCUUUUCUAUCUGUCUUCACUAUCUGAAGCAGAGUUUAAAGCUUCUCAGGAUAUUUUGUAACUCAUUAGUUUUUGGCAUCCUUGACGGCAUAUUGGCCAAUAUGAUUCAUUCUUUCUUUGAGCACAAUUAGCCGUGAAAACAGAUCUUAGAACAGACUCCCUCCACCCCCAAAGGAUUAUUGAAGGUAGGAAAUGCAGGUGAUUAUCAGAGUUUGCCUUUGAUACAGACAUCCUGCUCUUCUGCUAACCCUUUGAACUAACUUUGAUAUGCAAUAAUUAAGAGGGAUUCAACCCCUGGAGGAGAAGCCGCUCCUCUCCCUCUAUUGAGUCCUUGUUUUGAACUAUUGAUCAAACAGAUCUGAAGGGAUUUGUUGAAGCCUGUGUGGGGUAAGGAGGAAGGAAAUGAAGGAGGAGGGAGGGAGGUGGAGAGAGAUGAGGGGGGCACAUCUGGUAUAAAUCGUUUCAGAAGGAAUCUGCUGGUUAGACCUCACUCAUCCUAUUUCACACACCUUUCUUAGACAAAGAUUUGUUUUUCCUUCAGGAAAAGCAGUUACGGACGACUUGCAGGGUUUCCAUUUUGGCAAAAGCUCUAUUGUAGGUUUAUUGCCGCCCAGUCUGGAGAACGCGGAGAGAGCUGAGAAGGUCAAGGUGAUUGAAGGAUGGCGGUGGUGUUCUUGCUGGGGCUCAGCUGGUUCUGUGCCCCCCUGAGUGCUCUGGUUUUGGACUUCAACAACAUCAAGAGCUCUGCCAACGUGCACAGGGCUCAGAAGGGUUCACAGUGCUUGUCUGACAAGGACUGCAGUUCCAGAAAAUUCUGCCUCAAGCCUCAAGAUGAGAGGCCAUUAUGUGCUACAUGUCGCGGGUUACGAAGGAGGUGCCAACGUAAUGCCAUGUGCUGCCCUGGAAUACUGUGCAUGAAUGAUGUUUGUACUGCAAUGGAAGAUGCAACCCCAAUAUUGGAAAGACAGAUGGAUGACCAAGAUGAUAUAGAAACAAAAGGAACAACUGAGCAUCCAAUUCAGGAAAACAAACCCAAAAGAAAGCCAAAUAUUAAGAAACCACAAGAUGGGAAGGGACAAGAGGGAGAAAGAUGCCUUAGAACUUUGGACUGUGGAGCUGGACUCUGCUGUGCUCGUCAUUUCUGGACUAAAAUUUGUAAGCCAGUUCUAUUGGAGGGACAGGUCUGCUCUAGGAGAGGGCAUAAAGAUACCGCUCAGGCUCCAGAAAUCUUCCAGCGCUGUGACUGUGGUCCUGGACUAAUAUGUCGAAAUCAAGUGACCGGCAACCAACAACACACACGGUUAAGAGUAUGCCAAAAAAUCUAA
Molecule: messenger RNA, 1342 nt
Organism: Acinonyx jubatus (cheetah)
Lineage: Eukaryota; Metazoa; Chordata; Mammalia; Carnivora; Felidae
Gene: DKK4
Product: dickkopf WNT signaling pathway inhibitor 4
Exons: 4
Coding region: 677-1342 (221 amino acids)
Biological process (GO): negative regulation of canonical Wnt signaling pathway; multicellular organism development
Cellular component (GO): extracellular region
Molecular function (GO): receptor antagonist activity; co-receptor binding
Source: RefSeq, a predicted model, not a curated record